Messenger RNA from Odontomachus brunneus, 9368 nucleotides. It is a transcript of the gene htk, whose product is annotated as AT-rich interactive domain-containing protein 4A. Gene Ontology annotation, cellular component: nucleus. Gene Ontology annotation, biological process: regulation of transcription by RNA polymerase II. NCBI's taxonomy places the organism in Eukaryota, Metazoa, Arthropoda, Insecta, Hymenoptera, Formicidae. Gene Ontology annotation, molecular function: transcription cis-regulatory region binding. The transcript has 7 exons. The record is from RefSeq and is a predicted model, not a curated record. Bases 567 to 6419 code for a protein of 1950 amino acids.
CGUGCGGCACCGGAUUACUCCGCGUGUGUGCCUCGCACGUCGCAAGUCUCGUGUGCGUUCGUGCGCCGAAAAUCCGCCGUUAUCAUACCUUCAGACGCGCCUGAUACCGUCCCGUUUUGCUUGAUUCUGUCGAUCGACUCUGACGGGCUCCUCGAGGCGGCUCGAACGCGGUGCACGAGCGGCGGCGUCUCGUAGUUUCCGCGCCUAGAAAGUUCCCUCGAGAGCGUACGUUUUCGCGACGGCGCAAGGAUCGCCGCCGUCCAAUGAGAAGACCGGCCUGGGCUCUGACAAGCGUCGCAGCAGGGAGGUGGAGGAGAUGGGCAGGGAACCGAAUCUCGUACGCAUACGUCGCGUCGCCGCGGUGGAGGUGGAAUCGUGUUGCUCUCUUGAAGGGGUAAGGCUCACUUUUGCGUUACGUCGUACUGCUCCCGCGCGCCAAUUCCAUCGCGAGUGAGACGUCGAGAUGUGAGGACGCCGUGCUGUGUAUGCGUUUACCAUUUUGACCGUGUGCACGCGAGUCCAUCAUCGAGUGAAUACACCUCGUAACACCGUGGAUCUCUUGGAAGAUGCUGGGAGACGAUCCACCGUACCUAUCGGUGGGUACAGAAGUAAGCGCUAAAUACAAGGGUGCCUUCUGCGAAGCUAAAAUCCGUAAGGUGGUGCGAUCGGUAAAGUGUCGUGUGACAUAUAAACAAGGUUUGGGCACUGCUACGGUCGCCGACGACCAAAUAAAAGGGACUUUAAGAGUCGGUGCCUCUGUUGAAGCUAGGCAUGGAGAUCGGAAAGAAUUUGUGGAGGCGACUAUUACCAAAAUCCAAGACUGCAGUCAGUAUACUGUAGUCUUCGACGAUGGCGAUAUCACGACGUUGAGGCGGACCGCGCUCUGUCUUAAAAGUGGACGACACUUUGCCGAGAGUGAAACGUUGGACCAGCUACCGCUCACUCAUCCAGAACACUUUAGCACUCCUGUGAUCGGGGGUAGACGGGGUAGACGAUCAAGGCAAGCGCAAGACGAAAGCAGCGAAGAUGAAGACAGCCCACCGAGGAAUUCGCGCGACUCCGGCUUCAUCGGAGGCUCGAAGGAGGGAAUGGAAACGGAGCCGGAGAUUGGCAGAGUGGUCUGCGUGGAGCUCGGUGACAAGAAGAAGAAGGACAAUUGGUUCCCGGGACUGGUCGUCGCGCCCACCGCCCAAGAUACCGUGAGGAUACGCGUGAGAGACGACUAUCUGGUGCGCUCUUUCAAGGACGCGAGAUAUUAUACAGUACCUAAAAAGGAAGCCACGGAAUUCACGAAGGAACUUGUCAAUAAAGUGGAAAACAGCACCCUGAAGGUCGCGGUCGAGAAAGCGCUUCUGUUCUUGGAGAAAAAUGAAUUGCCACCUCAUUGGGACAGGGAUUCCUUGUUCGGCCACUCAGUUUCCAGCGGGAACAGUGACUCCGACGGAGAGCUCGACUCGGAUAGUUCGGACGAUGAGCCACGCGAGGAGAAGGACCACUUUGUGGCGCAGUUGUACAAAUUUAUGGACGAUCGUGGUACGCCUAUAAACAACUGUCCGAUGAUCGGAUCAGAAGACAUCGAUUUGUAUAGGCUAUUCCGAGCGGUUUACAAACUGGGUGGUUAUAACCGCGUCACAAAUCAGAAUCAAUGGAAGAUCAUAACGCGACGGCUUAGCUUUGCGAUGCAAAACUCACCAUCCACGCAUAACCUCGUGAAACAAGCUUAUAAGAAAUUCCUGCAUUCCUUUGAGGAUUUCUAUCGAAAGUUGGGUUGCACCAUGGUGAAUCACCCGCGAGGUAGCACGCGUAAACAACGACCUGGAAGAAGUCUGAUCCGCGACAAAGACAGAAAUACCCCAAUACCGCCCCAAGUCCCAGCGGUGAAGAAUGACAAGGAAGAAGACGAAAAGAAGGCUGCGGAAGAAGAAAAGAAGGAGAAAAAAGAGGUGAAGAAAGAUCAGGCGAAGGAGGAGGAAGUUGUAAAAAUAAAAAAGAAAGAAGAGCCGGAAAGUAACGCGAGUGGCCAAGAGAGCGAUGUGAAUAUAGAAGCUGAGACCGAGUCGUCGUCAAGCACAGGUGAAAAAUCACAGAAAUCAGCUGCGUCGAUUUCCUCCACGUUAUCCUCUGGCACGAACGCGUCGUCCAGCCGAGCCAAGCCGAAGAGCAAAGAGGAGACCAAGAAGAAGGCAGUCGAGAAGAAGAAGACGGAGAACAAGAAGCAAGAAAAGAAGGACGAAAAGCCGAAGGAAGAAGAAGCCACCAAAACGAGGUCCAAGGCGAAAGACGAUACCGUGAAAAAUAAAGGCACUACCGAGAGCAGGGAGACGCGAACUCCGUCCAAGGAAGCGGAGAGGAAAACAUUGUCUAAACAACGACGUUUGACCGAUGAGGAGUUAAAGAAACGCGGUAGGAAACGUAAGGAAUACGAGACGGAGAAAUUGCGCGCGGACGAACAACUCACGGAGACAGCGCCUAGUUACAAAGGUCCUGUCGACGUCCACGACAGACUGAAAGUCUACUACGGGCCGACGCAUGAGUCCAAAGUUACGUACGAAGCGAAAGUGCUCGAGAUAGAGAAGGAUGGCGCAGAGUUGAUGUAUCUCGUUCAUUAUACCGGCUGGAACACCAGAUACGAUGAGUGGAUCAAGCCGUCCAGGAUCGCCCAAAACUACACACAUGCUCAAGGUAGAGUGAAGCGUACCAAGACACCUCGGCCGCAAACCCCCAGUACGAAUUUGCCGAACAAUAAAUCGGCCAAAGGUGCCUGCAAUUCAACGACCAACGCGUCGCAGAGUCGUCGUCGGGCGCAGAGUGUCGCUCCUAUGUCCACCAGCGCCACGUCCUCCACAUCCAUGAAGGAUGUUAAGAAGGAAGAGAAGGAUAAGGAUAAGGAGACGACACCGCAACCGAUCCGGGCUAGUACGCCGUUGUCAAUUGCCAGUUCCAGUUCCAGAACAAAAAGUCCCGCCACGCCCGCAAACAAUCGGCAAACCAGAACCAGUAGAAAUACAGAGUUGUCGGGCACCAUAGAGCACCGGAGGCGCACCAGACGAAUGUCUGGUCAUACAGACAUAUCUGUCGUGUCGGAGAGCGAGGGUAGCGACGGCUAUGAUUCCGACACCACCGAGCCCGAGCAAACUAAGACCAGACUGAGAGGCACGGAGGAGAGAAAGCGGAAAGAGGCGCGAAACAGAGUGGAAGAGAGAAUAAAGGCGGAAGACGUCAGUGAUGCUGAGGACGAGAAGGACAAUCUGGAAGAGCCACGUAAGGGCAGACGUUUGAGAAGGACACCCGGCAAGUCGCAGGGCAUCAAAUCAGAACCCGACAGCGACGAGGAACAACCUAAGGGUCGAGAUUUCGAUCUCAAUCAGAUACGAUCUGAGUUGAAGGGUUUCGAUAAAGCGGUGAAAAUGGAGUUGGUUAGGAUGGAGCCAGAACCAGAGGACGACGUGAAGAUGGACGAAAAGGAGAAUGCCGCUACUAUCAGUCGAGCGUCGCCCAAAUUGGAAAAACUCGUCGAGACCCCGAAAGUGGAAGCUGUCGUUGAGACAAAAGUCGAGAGCACAGAAGACAUUUACGAGUUUAAGGAGCCGGAACCGUUUGAGUUUGAGGUGAGGAACAAGCGAGACACCAGCGGUGAGAAAGACAAGUUGAAGAAAAAGAUGUUCGAGGACGAGCCUAAAAGUCCAAAGAAGAAGCAGAAAGUCACACCGAUGUCGACGACGCCAGCCAGGGAAGUAAAAACGGAGUCGGACAAUGAAAGCCGGCCGAAGAAACCGAGAAAACUUUUCACCAACAAAAGAUCCGAAGAUGUGAGCGAAGCGGCGCCGGCGCCGGCGACGAUUUCUCAAUCGCUCAGCAAAUCAACCUCUCAGACGACGCCAUCCGUGUGCGAGGACGCGUUUGACAAGCUGUGCGAGUCUCCAUCGUUCAAUCAACAAGUGAAGCCAACGACGGUCGUGGAGGAAUCAACCAAAGCGGCUUCUAGCGGCUUGAAUCUUCUGUUCAGCGACUUGCCGGCGGAGGACGAAGGUACGCGCGAUGACUCGGAGGAUCGUCUAAUCAUAUCGGAAACCGAGGUAUCGGAAGUGGAACAGGAUAACACUUUCUCGUACCAGCAGGAGGCCCCGUUCCAUGGCGCCGAAUUGUCGGAUAUUACGGAGUUGAACAAUAAGAGCGAGACGACCAUCACCAGCGCGGUUGAGUGUGCGAAGGAAGAAACGUCGAUGACGAGCGCGAGCAGUAACAAUAAGUCGAUCGGCAACAACUCCUUAGAUCCGAAACAGUACGUCGUCAAGUUGUCCGCGACCAUGCAGUCACAGUCGGAACUGAGGCUUCUAGACACGAAAUUGCUCGACAUCGCUCCGGUCGCUCCGUUACCGAUCGUGACGCCUCCGGCGCCCAUAAGCGCGAGACUGCCGGCGACGUCCACGAUCGAAGAGAAGUUAUCGGCGGCUGCGAUGGCGUUCCGCAACAAAGCCAAAGAUAACAAAAAGGCGAAUCUGGACGAUGAUGUCGUGGCCGACGUAACGACGCGCAAAGUAAUGAAGGAAGCAUCCAAGAAAUUGGAUAUUACAAUUCUGCAUAGAAUAAAAGAUGAGGAAAUGGACGAACAAGACAAGAAGCGCGAGCAGCAGCAGGAGACCGCGAUGAUGAACGAAGAGGAACAGCGUAGGGAAAUUAUGCGCGUGGCGAUCAAGCAAAAGGAGGAGGAGUUGCAACAACUGAAACUGAAGAAGGAAGCGGAAUUGAAAAAAUUCGUGGAAGCGAAGACAGUCGUCGUUGAUCACAAAACAAAGUUGCAGGAAGUCAACAGAGAUGACAAUUGGAAGAACACGGAGAACGAAGUCGGUAAGCGGUCUGAAGAGGAGUACAAGGCGAUCGAGCAGACAGAGAAGGACAGAAUCGAAACCCGUAAGAAGCAGGUAAACCAGGACAUUUUAGAUUCCACAGACAGCAGCGAUUCGGAACAAAGACUUGUGAUCGACAACGAGGAGCUGCACGAUGUCAAAGUGUCGACGUCCAACUUCGAUGUCAAGUUACGAGCUGAGUUGGAUCGUCUGCAGGACGCACAAGAGAGAUACACGAGGACACAGAUGUCGAAGACCUCGCAAAACAUCCAACAUCAACAACUGCAGCAACAACAGCAGCAAGAAUGUACAGAAGUUAAAGUGUCCGACCUAGCGUCAUCCGUUUCGAAGACUGACGAAGAAGGUGAGACGAUGAAUUCUCUGUUGUGCGAAGAAGAGAUACCCGGUUCACCGGCUCCGCCGGGUUCCGAGAGUAUCGAGCAAGCGAGUGCCGAUCCUGCCUGCAACUCCCCCAAGAAUGAAGUCACUGAGAGUAGCAUAGUGCUGAUGGAGAUGCCAUUCGCAAGUGCGCCCACUUCUGGCCAGAAUACCACGUGCAGCAGCAGUACCGUCGCCACUCUUAGCAUGUCGUUACCGAAAACCGUUGAGGCCACGGUAUCGGUUUCCUUGCCGAUGCAACAGAAUCCAUCCUUGAAUGUGCGACAGCAGCAGCAUCAACAGCAUCAACACCAACAGCAGCAGCAACAGCAACAACAACAGCUUCAACAUCAUCAGCAGCAUCAACAGCAGCAGCAACAGCAGCAUCAGCAGCAUCAGCAACAGCAUCAGCAGCACAUGCCACCGGCAUUAUUGCCGCCACAACGACGAGAGAGUAACGAGGCUGCACCGGUGAUGGACAAUACACCACCGACCACUCCCGAUUCGAGCAUCUCCAAUAUCACCGGCUCGCCAAGGGAGGAGAGAACUGGCGGCUCGUCGCCGACCUCUGAAGACAAUAUCAAGCUGAAUCGCGACAGUUCAGAAGCGGACAACGAUAGCGCCGGCAAAGGGCCGGGUUUCAGCGAAGACGACACGUUGCCCAACUCUGAGAGCAACUCCGCUGAUAGGACGCUCAAACCGCCGGCUAAACGCUCGAUCGGCGACGAUAUACAAUCGUCACCUAAGAAACGCAAGAGAAACCGGAAACACUCCGAGUGCAGCGGCAUAGUGGCACCGAAGAAACCCGUUGGUAGGCAGACUAAUAGCAGACACAGCGGUAGAUACGGUGCAGGCAGUGAUAGUGACGAUACCAGCGAGGGGUCCAACUUGUGCACUGUCAACACCGCUCCGACUGCUCACACCAACAUCACCAGCGUUACCGAUCUGGCCGCUACCUAUUCGUCGAGAUCACCGAGACCGACGAAAUAUAACUUUUACGUGGAACUGGAUCCUGAAUUGGACGCCAGUCAGAGGAUAGCAGUGUUACAGCAGAAAUUAACCGAGCUGCGGAAAACUUAUAACGCAGUAAAAGUCGAGCUAGCCACUAUAGAGCGACGUCGGAAGAAACUACGAAGGCGAGAACGAGAAGCGGUUAAAGCAGCCAAGGCAGAGAUGCAACAGGCUUGCUCGUGAUAGACAGUCCUGAAAGACCAGUUUUUUCCUUGAGCACUAAGUGAAACAUCUUGGGGAUGUUUAAGAUAACUGGAAUAUCAAAGUAGUGUCACAUAGCACGGGCAUCAUGCAAUCACGACGAAAUUCAUGACAAUUUUUACCAAUGUAACAUUGCUUGAUAGAAAAAUAACUACCCCUCCACACUUUCUCCAUUAAUAUAAAUUGUAGAUAUAGUAGUAAGAUUUAGCGUAAGGAGGGUCAUGUUUAUCAAGAUGAGAAAAAGAGAGAAUUAGUGUGUGACAUAUACAUAUAUAUGUAAUUUAUUAUAUAUACACACACACACACACAUUAUUAUAUAUAUACACAUACAUAUAUAUAUAUAUAUAUAUAUAUAUAUAUAUAUAUAUAUUUAUUCUAACAUAUAUAAUGUGUUACAUGUAUAUUCGUAUAAUAUUGUGUUAUUGUACAUUAUUUUGUCAAGAUCUAAUUUACGUUAAAAGUGUUUAUUCUCGACUUCACCUGCUCAGACGCAAAGUACAAAUUAUCUAUCCGAUGAUCGUUUCGUCGUUCGUUUUUGUUUUCAUUACGAAGAAAAAAAAGAAAACGGAAAACCAGAGAAGGCUGAAAAGAGCGUUACCGAUAGUAAGUUAUUGUAAAGACAUCUUGGGAACAAAUAAUUAUCUAAGCUGUCUAUUAUUUCCUUUUCCCCAGAGUAUAAUUACUACCAGUUGCGGUUGAGCUGUUUUCACAAGAGUGUUAAAAAAAAGAUAAAAGGACGUAAGAAACGAAGAAAUACCAGUUAUUUCACGCAGCUAUAUUGCAAAAGAACGUUGCGUGUUUUAUAGUACAUAGAAAGUGAAUGUAAAUAUUUGAACAUACACACAUGCAUAUAUAUGUGUAUACACACACACACACAUAUAUAUAUAUAUAGUGAAAAACAUAUUGGUGCACGACUUGCAUAUGUACGUGUAUAUUAUAGAAGAUUCUCAGUUAAAUAAGGUGAAGUAUAAUUAAACGUUGCAAUGUCAUGUAUUACCGGAGGAUAGCAAACGAAUUACAAUAUUUAUAGUAAACUGUUUGUACGACGGAGAGCAAGUGAAGAAAUGUUUCUAUAUUGAUAUGUGUGUGAAAUAGAGCGGGAUUGCUGACUAAACGAGAAACGGAAGAGGAAAGAGAAAAAGAUAGAAUAGCGAUCGAUCGCUAUUUUAAUUUCCGUGUACAUAAAUUCUUAUACAUAUAUCUCUGUGUCGAGUAAACAGGAGACCAUACUAUACAUAUACAAAAGAUACGAACACACAAUGAUUCAUACAAGCGAAAUUGACACACGCGUAUAUCAAUCCCGACAUCGCUCCCGAUAAGUUCGAUUUUUUUUCUUUUAUUUCCUUCCCUUUGUUCCUCGAUUAUGUGACAAUUUGUCGUGAAUGCAGCUCAACGAGAUACUAUCAGUUUACCGAUUUCGCGCAAUGUUACAUCUCUUGCUACCACUCCGCUCUUUAUAAUGAUUGGAUCACUCAUCGUAUAUCGUAUCGUCACGAUCGGUCGGAGAUGCAUUUAUAUUUGUAUUUCAAUGUCGGAGAAUACUGUACAUUACAAAAUUAGAAAAGACACGAAAAGAAUCGGAACUUAAUCAUAAGAAACACUCGCGGAAAUACGAAUCAAACGCCGUCGAGUUGAGGAUAAAUUUGUAAGAAAAUACGUUGGCCGAGAAAAUGAAAAAGAGAAUGUGAAAAAUUUUAUAUAGAUACAUAAAUAUAUAUCAUAUAUAUAUUUUUUUAUAAAAGGUCAAUCGCGAAUGUGCUUUAUGUGAGAAUGCGAUUACACGUGAGUCCGAAGGGAGAAUGAGAAGAUGUUGGGUUUCUCGACAUUGUACAUAUUUUACAUUGCGUGUGUUUACAGACACAAGUCAGAUUUUAAUGGUUGUUUACUCCGAUGUAGCUGCGCAUUUCGCUGUAUAAUGGUUUCAGAAAUGUUGGAGUAGCAUACGCGCAUAUACUUGUCUUGAGAAGACCAGAGGAUGCAUUUCAAUAUUAAUGCAAAUUAUUAUUCUCGGUAAUUUAUAUCGUAUGGAAAUAAUUGCACGAAGUCGGUAGAGGGGAAAUUAUGUUAAAAGAGCGUUAAUCGAAUGUUGCAGUGACUGUACGACUUUCGUAUGAACAAAACAUUGCAUAUUUUAUCAUCCUAGAGAUCUUGCAAUCUUUUGCCUCAUCAUUGUACACUAUAUAUUAUAUAUUUUGUUAUGUAAUAUAUAUAUAUAAUCUUUUCUGAUAUUGGCAAUAUGUAGAAUUUUAGUUGACGUCGAUUGAGGUUUACUCAUAGACUCACACAGCGCAAUAGUACACCUAUAGUGAUAUUUAUUUGUUAAUUCGCGUGUACAUUAUCUAAACUGAAUGAUCUGUUCAAUUCUAUCUUAAUGUUAAGAAAAUAUGUGCAUUAUUAUAUUUUUUACAAAAGAAUUAUAAUUCGGUAAUUAGAAAAAUUGAUAAAAAUUAUAAAUUAUUAUUAGUUACGUUAUUAAAUUAACGAUUUUUAUUUAUAAUGCAAAAAUAUUUUGCAACAAAUCUUUAUUGAUGAAGUCGUGGCAGUCCUGUAUGGUUCAAAUAAGUCAAACUAUAAACUUAAGAACAGCACGUAUCUGUUACUAUGCGUUUGUCCAAUCAUUAUGGUCGCGUAACAAAUGCAUCCUCAUCUUCUGAAAACAAUUAUGGUCCCUGUAAAUCAUAUGACAUUACAUGUGAAAUAGUACAUAUAAUAAGCACAAGGCAGAUUUGUGUCUCGCCGAACAGUAAUAUUAUUUCACAUAACAUUUAACUGUGUCAGUGGAUAUAGUUAAGAAAUAAAUCUUAUCUUAACGGAAAAAAAGAAACGAUGUCAGCUUACUAGUCGUUGCUCCUCUGUAUUCUCUUUAUUUAUGUAGGUGCCGAGUUUGUUCGAAACGACCACGAAAGGUAGAACCAAAAAACGGAAAUUAUA